Messenger RNA from Ogataea philodendri, 1851 nucleotides. RefSeq lists its product as uncharacterized. The record is from RefSeq and is a predicted model, not a curated record. Gene Ontology annotation, cellular component: protein phosphatase type 2A complex; cytoplasm. Bases 1 to 1851 code for a protein of 616 amino acids. NCBI's taxonomy places the organism in Eukaryota, Fungi, Ascomycota, Pichiomycetes, Pichiales, Pichiaceae. The transcript has a single exon. Gene Ontology annotation, biological process: protein dephosphorylation. Gene Ontology annotation, molecular function: protein phosphatase regulator activity.
AUGGAAUCAUCAAAUCAAGAUGUAUUAAAUUCUUCCUCAGAGGAGCUGUAUCCAAUUGCACUACUGAUGGACGAACUGAGACAUGAUGAUGUGGCUAGUCGAGUUCAGGCAAUGAAACGACUUGAUACAAUUGCUAUCGCGCUAGGGCAAGAGAGAACGCGGAAGGAAUUGAUCCCAUUUUUGGAAGAUGUUAUUCCUGAAGACGAGGAUGAGGUGAUUGCAAUUGCAGCUGAAGAGUUGGGCAAGUUUGUGCCAUAUGUUGGUGGCGCAGAACACGCCUCCCUCUUGAUGCCUGUCUUGGAGAAAAUCGCAGCUUGUGAGGAGCCUAUUGUAAGGGAUAAAGCUGUAGAGUCUCUCAAUACGAUCAGCGAUUCACUUACAGACUCACAAAUAGAGCAAGAUUUUGUGCCUUUAUUGCAAAGAUUAGCAAAAGAAAGGUGGUUCUCGUUACACAUUGCGGCCACAGGUUUGUUUAGAAGUGCUAUCACCAGGGUUCCCUCCGAAAUAAGACUAGAAUUGCUAAAGCUUUACGGCGAGCUGAUUCAAGAUGAUUCUCCAAUGGUGAGGAAAGCAUCAGCAACUCAUCUCCCAGAGUUGAUUGAUAUUCUUGCACAACACUUUAGCACUCCUGACAGAAUCAACGAAUUUCAUUGGGACCUGGUUACAUCUAUGUAUGAGUCACUGGUCAACGAUAACCAGGAUUCAGUCAAAUUUUUAUCAGUCGACGUGCUGAUUUCGAUUUUAUUGUUUUUGAGACAUAUCAAAGAGACCUCACAUAGUGAAGACUUAUUUAAAAGUUUGAUCACUUUGGCCAACGAUCCAAGCUGGAGGGUAAGAUAUAUGGUUGCAGAUAGGUUCGAACGUCUGGCUGUCAAUUUCAAUGAUGAGCAAUUCACUCUGAAAUUGGUUCCGAAUGCUAUAUCGCUAAUGAAAGACAACGAAGCCGAGGUCAGAAAGGCCAUAGCCAAGCAACUACCAGGAUUCUGCAAACUUGUCGGUGAAAGUGACCCGUCACUGGUUUUGAAUGAUAUUGUUCCUGUUGUCUCUCAGCUAAGCAUGGAUGAAUCGGAAACUGUAAGGAGUGCUUUGGCGAGUGAGGUCACGGGUCUGGCCCCCAUUUUGGGCAAGGAGGCUACAAUUCAACAUUUAUUGCCUAUAUUUGUUGAAAUGCUGAAAGAUGAAUUCAGCGAAGUCAGACUAAACAUCAUCUCAAAUCUCCAGCUGGUUAACGAAGUUAUCGGGAUUCAACUUUUGUCUGAGUCCUUGUUACCAGCUAUCACGGCCCUGGCAAACGAUAAGCUUUGGAGGGUCAGAUUGGCAAUUAUUGAGCAAAUUCCUUUGCUUGCUAAACAAUUGGGAGUUGCAUUUUUCGACGAAGCUCUGGGCCAAUUGUGUAUGGAAUGGCUUUGGGAUCCGGUAUACUCCAUAAGAGAGGCUGCUGUCGUCAAUCUUCAAAGUCUUACCAAAUUUUUUGGAGAAGAAUGGUGCAAAGUUGAAUUGAUCAAAAGAAUACAAUUCAAGAAAGAAACCAAAGAUUUUGAGAAUUUCAUUUGCAGAAUAACUUGCUUAUUCGCAUUUACUAAGUUGAUUCCAGUUGUUACUCCGGAGACUGUUGCGACGGAGCUUUAUCCUCUCAUCAAUGAUCUCCGAAAUGACCACGUUCCUAACAUUCGAUUCAACGUUGCCAAAUCGUUGUUGAAUGUAGCUCAAAAGCUGAUCGGUACUGACAGGAAUUUUGUGACUGAGAAGAUCAAACCCACUUUAGAAUCUCUUUGCAAUGAUGAAGACACGGAUGUCAAAUAUUUCGCCGAAAAGAGUCUUCACUCGGUGGAUGAGUUACUUGAGAAAUGA